GCGAUGGAAUUUGCAGGGCUCAACCACUGCAGAGCUUACCUCGCUGGACAUUGAACAGAAACGUCCGACAGGCUGUGGGUGCAGUCCAGGAAGGAACACAUGGCAGUACAGCUACAUUAGCGAGUGCUUGGAUAUACACCGGACAACACUGGACAAAUGUGACAAGGCACCGCCAUGAAGGGACCAAUACAAAUUCUUGUUCUUGGUAAAGAAGGAGUUGGUAAAACUGCUCUGGUGGUCCGAUUCUUAACGCGCAGGUAUCUCACCGAGUUUGCGCAACUGGAGGAAGUGACGUACGAACGGCCUGUAUAUGUGGACGACCGCCAGGUGACGCUGAGAAUUACUGACGUCAGCGGAAAGAUCCUGGAGCGACGCUCGUCUUCGAAGGAAAUAUUUUCUAAAGUUGAUGCAGUUGUGGUUGUCUACUCCAUCACAGACAGACAGAGCUAUGACGUCGCAGAGAACAUUGUGGAUUGGCUCAAGCGUGACCGGAAGUCCAACCCCAGUCUACCGGUGUUGGUGCUGGGGAAUAAAUGUGAUAUGGACCACCUGAGGGUGUUAUCUCGGUCGCUCAACAACUUCGAUAGCGAGUACCAAGGCGUCGUCUUCCUCAGCACGGAGUGUUCAGCGUGCGAGGACUCCGACGGCGUUGUCGAUGCAUUCCACAGCCUCAUCAGAAAGGUGAUAGAAAAGCGAGAGGGUUCUACGAAGAGCCAACGCAAGCUGUCCCAUGUUCCACUCGGGUCGCCCAAACAGAUCCGAGCGACCAUCAAGAGACGUUUCAGUGUGUUCAGCAGAGAACGGACCACUUUGUGAAACAUACAAGUUUGAAACCUAUGAAACAUAAUCCAGGUUAUUAUAUCUGCCUUUUGUUCUGAUACGUACCUUGGACAAAAUUACCAUAGCUUAUUUUUGGGAAGUGACGUAACAUGGCAUUUCUCUGUUAAGUGACGUCUUAAAGAAUUUCUCUAUUUCAAGACUUUCCAUUGAAAUUUGUUUCGGCCUCUACUCAAAACGUAGUUGUGGUAGCCAAUGAGUCAAGGGUAUUUAUCAUGACAGAAUGGAGACUUUAUGCACUGGAUAGACGAGGAUGACAGAGACACAGUUAUUAUGUGUGGACUCAAACCAUGUCUAACUAUGGAGUCGUCGAAAAAACUCAAGGUCAGACAGUCAACUGCACAACGAAGUCAGAAUACAGGUCGCCAAAUGAGUCAUGGGAUAGCUGUGUUCAAGUGAACAUACCUCGCAAAGUGAGACUCAGUUCCAAAUGAAAUAGCCACGAAACGACCUUGAUAUCUGCGUAAAAAAACCUCACAUCUGAUAUUGUACUGUGAUCCUAGAAACACCAUCAUUGUCACACCCACUCAAAACGCGCACCUGUCUGUCAAAUACACGAGUCACUGUCUUCCCACUCGUACAUUGUGCUCAUACCCAGCAAUGUAAUGGUUGUUGAUACACAUAACACUGGCGCUUCCUUACGUCCCAGCUCACUUGGCGAAUGACUGGAUGGGAGAGACACACAGAGAGAAAUGGACCAAGAUACAACAGACUAAUAGUACACAGUUGGUACAAGAACGUUUAAUGCUCCUCGAGAGGGACACGGUGGUUUGGACAUAUAUGCAGAUUAACAGAGGUACCAGUUGAAGGGGCACUGAAGAAUUCAAGAACAACAUAUAUUGUUAAGCAGUGAAAACACUUGCAGCAGAUAACUGAUUUCGGUGUCUGUACCUCAUUAGAAGUACGUAGCAUUGUAUAAAAUGUGAAUGUGUUCUUUCUUAAAAUUACUAAAGUGAGACUAUGAUAAAAUUUACUUUGAAAUAGAAAUCAGGGGCGGAUACAGCUUUUGAGAAAGAGGGGUUGCACAGUUCCGAAAGGGAGGGGGGUUGGGUGUGCACAGUUCAUUUUCACCCAUUUUCACGAGUUUCAAUGGUCAUUUAGUAAAAUUUCAGGA
This is a messenger RNA of Haliotis rubra (blacklip abalone), 1951 nucleotides long. Its product is annotated as ras-related and estrogen-regulated growth inhibitor-like. Bases 175 to 816 code for a protein of 213 amino acids. Lineage: Eukaryota; Metazoa; Mollusca; Gastropoda; Lepetellida; Haliotidae. Gene Ontology annotation, molecular function: GTPase activity; GTP binding. The record is from RefSeq and is a predicted model, not a curated record. The transcript has 6 exons.